AUGUUAAUGUGGAUUCCUUCGCUGCUCCUCGCAGCCCUCUCAAGCUUCACGCCUGCUGCUCAGACGACUGAACCUAUAGUCGACCUGGGUUAUGCACGAUACCGAGGUAGCAUCAACGACACCACCAGCGUGACUUCGUACCUUGGAAUUCGAUUCGCCCAGCCACCAGUAGAAGAUUUGCGCUGGCGCGCACCACAACCUGCCAAAACGUUGCCUAGCGUACAGAACGCGACGAUUGUACCCCCACUAUGUCCACAAGGGUUCAUAAACAUCUCGAUUCCCGGCGGUAUACCGCCACCUGAUCUAACCAAUGUAUCCGAAGAUUGCUUGUUUUUGAGCGUGUUUGCGCCACGGAAACUGCCACCAAAAAGAAAGAAGCUACCUGUUAUCGUGUGGAUCCAUGGCGGCGGCUACAUCAUAAGCAGCGCCGCAACGUUUGAUGGGACUAAUUUAGUACGAGAAUCUAACGACGGUGUCAUCGUGGUCGCUAUUCAGUACCGCCUUGGCAUAUUCGGCUUCAUGGCUGGCAAAAAGCUCAAAGAGAAUGGAGAUCUGAAUGCUGGUUUGCUGGACCAAGAACUUGCCUUGAAAUGGGUUCAGCAGCAUAUCAACAAGUUCGGCGGCGACCCCAAGCAAGUCACCAUAUGGGGACAAUCAGCAGGCGGUGGCUCCGUGCUACAGCAAGUAAUUGCUCACAAUGGGCAAACAAACCCCCCUCUGUUCAGAGCAGCCAUGUCAAGUUCGACCUAUCUACCUUCGCAGCAUCACUUCGAUGAUCCCGUCCCAGAGGGCAUCUAUUCCACCGUUGUGUCUACCGCUGGGUGUACCGAUGCAACCGAUCCUCUUACUUGCUUACGGGCUUCGAAUACGUCCAUUUUGCAAGCUGCUAAUGACAAGGCAUGUCGCAGUGGAUUUUUCGGCACAUCCGUUGUCGUUCCGGUCGUAGACGGCGAGUUCAUUACGCAGAGACCAUCGGAAGCUCUGCGCCAACGACGCGUCAACGGGAAUGCGCUCCUUGCCAUCUCAAACACCAACGAAGGGGACAUUUUCGUCGACCAGAGCCAGGCCGAUACCGUGACUGCCGCACAGUUCGUGCGCGAUCUUUAUCCCCGCCUCAAUGAAGCGCAGGUCACGGAGGUCGUGCGUUUGUACUCGGGACUGGGUGCGCCGAUUCGACAGGCUGAUAGCAUUAUGGGCGAUACACUCUUCCAAUGCCCUACGAUUUGGUUCUCUCAGGCGUUCCGCCAGUCAUUCAAGGGGGAAUACGCGGUCCUGCCUGCAUUCCAUGGAUCCGACAUAUCCCAAUAUUUCCCAAGCUUCGCUCCAAGAUUCUUCGAUGACCCAGCCUUCACAUCUUCGUUCACGCAAUCCUUCCUGGACUUCGCUCUCAGUCCCAACUCGGACCCCAACGCCAAGUUCGACGACGGCAACUUGACUCCGCGGUGGAACCGAUACACCUCCUCCUCCAAGUUUGAAAUGGUGUUCAACCGCACUGACGGGGAGGAACUUGAUAUCCGCCCAGCAAGCACGGGCGCGGGGCUUUUGGAACGCUGCGCGUUCUGGGAGAGUGUGAGCGACCUGACGGCUCAGUGA
Messenger RNA from Pleurotus ostreatus (oyster mushroom), 1593 nucleotides. RefSeq lists its product as uncharacterized. The transcript is spliced from 14 exons. The coding region runs from base 1 to 1593 and encodes 530 amino acids. Gene Ontology annotation, molecular function: hydrolase activity. Lineage: Eukaryota; Fungi; Basidiomycota; Agaricomycetes; Agaricales; Pleurotaceae. The record is from RefSeq and is a predicted model, not a curated record.